UAACCUCCUUCCGAACCUCAGCUUUGGAAUAACCCGAAGCUAGAUCCUGUCUUUUUCUCUUCUUUAUUUAUCCACUUCCCAUUUUCCUUUUGUUUCAACUUUCAACUCACUCACUCACUCACUCUGCAAAAUCACUCUCUUAUCAUAGGAUUGCUCUGAAGUUAUUGUAUUUGGCUGACAAGUUCUAAUGGCGACAAUGGUAUCUAAAAGAAGUUCAGCUCUGAAUCCAAAUGCACCUCUCUUCGUACCUGCUGCUCUUCGUCAGGUGGAGGAUUUUUCACCUCAAUGGUGGGAGCUUGUGAAAACUUCGACAUGGUUUCAUGACUAUUGGUUGAGCCAGUAUAUGGAGGAAGAUUUUGAAGAAUGUGUUGAUAAUGAUACUACAAAUGAUGAUAUGGAAAAUAUGCUGUCAGAAACUUUUGAUCUUGGCAUUGAAGAAGAAGACUUCAAAUUUCUAGAGAAUGAGUUUGAGAAAUUGGUGAUGUCCGACGAAGCUCUAGAAUGUCCGGUUAUGGAUGAUCCUGUUGAGGAGAAAAAGCCUCAUGGUGUUAACAAGGAUGCUUCAGCACUUCUCAAGAUCUUGUCACCAAGGGAAAGGGGUCCCAAGUCACCUAUUGGAUCUGCAAAGCACUUUGAGAAGCCAGCACAAUAUGUUAACCUCAAGUGUGCACCUCAAAGAAUUCACCAACCUCGUUAGGAGAAACUUUGAAGCUCAUGGUGAUGAUAGCUUGCUUGAACUGCAAGUUUCCGACUAGAGUAUGCAAUCUCUGUUGAAAUAACUUGUGUACAUAGAAGGUUUAGUAGUGUCUUUGUAUUUUUCUUGUUGAUUAUGUCAUGUAUAUUUAAGGUAGGUGAGACUUUUAAGUGUGACCGGCCUAAGUAUUGGAAUGUUUAUGGUUUGAUCAACUUUAUUUCAUUCUGAAAUAAAUGGUUAAUGUUAGUUACAUGGUAUAAGAGAGUCUAUGGAUUUUAAGUUUUAGGUGUGUUCUGUUCAGUGUGGCAAUUGGAUUGAACUUUUCAUUUCUUGUAAUUUUACAUUUGGAAAGUAAAUGGUUAAGUAGCUUCUUUCUGCUUAUUCAA
Trifolium pratense (red clover) is the source of this 1080-nucleotide messenger RNA. RefSeq names its product protein EARLY RESPONSIVE TO DEHYDRATION 15-like. The transcript has 3 exons. NCBI's taxonomy places the organism in Eukaryota, Viridiplantae, Streptophyta, Magnoliopsida, Fabales, Fabaceae. The record is from RefSeq and is a predicted model, not a curated record. The coding region runs from base 188 to 697 and encodes 169 amino acids.